This is a messenger RNA of Clupea harengus (Atlantic herring), 2168 nucleotides long. It is a transcript of the gene grk6, whose product is annotated as G protein-coupled receptor kinase 6. Gene Ontology annotation, biological process: signal transduction; regulation of signal transduction; protein phosphorylation. Gene Ontology annotation, cellular component: cytoplasm. The record is from RefSeq and is a predicted model, not a curated record. Gene Ontology annotation, molecular function: ATP binding; G protein-coupled receptor kinase activity. NCBI's taxonomy places the organism in Eukaryota, Metazoa, Chordata, Actinopteri, Clupeiformes, Clupeidae.
GCGCACCAGUAAGGAUCUCUGAUUGGCCGUACGCCAAAGAGUUUACUUUUUCAGGUGGGUUGCUCUGGACAGCUGGGAUUGGCCAAUGCGGAGCGUUAAAGGGUGGAGCAUUUUGAAGUGCAGCGACCUACGUUGAAGUUUGGGGGCGGAGAAAAGAGAGCUAAACACAACGGCGAAGCGGAGAGUCAUUCAAGGGUUAUAUUCCGUCGUGGGGGGGAGUGGGGGAGGACACGCUCACUGCCAACCCGGCGACGAGGUUGGGCCUGUGGUGCUUGCAACCCCAGGAAACCAUGGAACUCGAGAAUAUCGUGGCCAACACUGUCCUCCUGAAGGCGAGGGAAGGUGGUGGGGGGAACAGAAAGGGAAAGAGCAAGAAAUGGAAACAAAUGCUGCAGUUCCCCCACAUCAGCUUGUGUGAGGAGCUUCGCCAGACUACAGAGAAAGAGUACCACAGCCUGUGCGAGAAGCAGCCCAUAGGCCGCCUGCUGUUCCGGCAGUUCUGUGAGACGAGACCUGAGCUGAGGAGAUGCAUGAAGUUCCUUGACGCUGUGACGGACUAUGAGGUGACUCCUGACGAGAAGAGGAAGGAGUGUGGACAGGAGAUCCUGGAAAAGUACCUCAACGCAACGUCUGAAGACCAUGUCCCUGAGGUGGUGGAGGAGCUGGUGCAAAAGUGUGCCGAGGGGCUGGAGCAGGGGGCCUGCAAGGAGCUCUACAAGGAGAGCACCAAACUCAUCCACGACUACCUUAGUGUGGCGCCUUUCGCAGACUACCUCGACAGCAUGUUCUUCAACCGGUUCUUACAGUGGAAAUGGUUAGAAAGACAGCCGAUCACUAAAAACACAUUCCGCCAGUACAGGGUACUAGGCAAAGGAGGAUUUGGAGAGGUGUGUGCGUGUCAGGUGCGGGCCACAGGUAAGAUGUACGCCUGUAAGAAACUGGAGAAGAAGAGGAUAAAGAAGAGGAAAGGCGAGUCCAUGGCACUCAACGAGAAGCAGAUCCUGGAGAAAGUCAACAGCAGGUUUGUGGUGAGUUUGGCGUAUGCGUACGAGACGAAGGACGCCCUGUGCCUGGUACUGACCCUGAUGAACGGCGGUGACCUCAAGUUCCACAUCUACCACAUGGGCGAGGCCGGCUUCACGGAGAACCGCGCCGUCUUCUACGCCGCCGAGCUGUGCUGUGGGCUCGAGGAUCUGCACCGCGAGAGGAUCGUCUACAGGGACUUGAAGCCUGAGAACAUUCUGUUGGAUGACCAGGGGCACAUCCGGAUAUCAGACCUGGGCCUGGCCGUCCAUAUCCCAGAGGGCCAGACCAUCAAGGGCAGAGUCGGCACAGUAGGCUACAUGGCUCCCGAGGUGGUGAAGAACGAGCGGUACACCUUCAGCCCUGACUGGUGGGCCCUGGGCUGCCUGCUGUACGAGAUGAUCGAGGGCCAGUCUCCCUUCCAGCAGCGCAAGAAGAAGAUCAAGCGCGAGGAUGUGGAGCGGCUAGUCAAGGAGGUGGAGGAGGAGUACUCCAGCAAGUUCUCGGAGGACGCCCAGUCCCUCUGCAGGAUGUUGCUUGCCAAAGACCCCAACGAGAGGCUUGGCUGUUCAGGAGGCGGACCCUCUGAGGUGAAAGGUCAUGUGAUCUUCCGCCCCAUCAACUUCAAGCGGCUGGAGGCAGGCAUGCUGGAGGCCCCGUUCAUCCCUGACCCUCAGGCCAUCUACUGUAAGGACGUGUUGGACAUUGAGCAGUUCUCCACAGUGAAGGGUGUGGAGCUGGAGGCCAAAGACGAGUCCUUCUACUGUAAAGUUUCCACUGGCUGCGUGUCCAUCCCAUGGCAGGACGAGAUGAUUGAGUCGGAGUGCUUUAAAGAGCUCAGCAUCCUCCUCCUGGACGGAAACGUCCCCCCAGACUUGGACUGGAGGGGUCAGCCCUCUCCCCCACCUAAACAGGGCCUGCUACAGAGGCUCUUUGGAAGACAGGAGUGCUGUGGGAACUGCAGCGACAGUGACGAGGAGCCCACGAGGCUGUGAGAGAUGCCCAUCUCCUGCCCCUUCUCUGCCCCCUCGCCAACCCUCCCAAAACCUGACCACCCCCCGCCCUCGCUCCCCCAAACCUGCCAACUGCCCCCGGCCCAACCACCCCGGAGUGCCCCAAACACAGAGGAUUCCAUUUGUUUACAA